Molecule: messenger RNA, 1034 nt
Organism: Spodoptera frugiperda (fall armyworm)
Lineage: Eukaryota; Metazoa; Arthropoda; Insecta; Lepidoptera; Noctuidae
Product: 3-oxoacyl-[acyl-carrier-protein] reductase FabG-like
Exons: 1
Coding region: 144-896 (250 amino acids)
Source: RefSeq, a predicted model, not a curated record
CAAUCAAUUUAAAAAAAGACAUAAUAAACGAAAACAAUGAAGAUAAUAAAUGAGAUUAUACAGUUUACAUAACUAUUAUGAAUAUAUUAUCUCAUUUAGUAGUUUUUGUUACUUUAUAGAAGACAGUCGUGUUUCCAGACGCCAUGUCUUUCAAAGAUAAAGUUGUUAUAGUAACUGGAUCUGGGUCUGGUAUGGGAGCGGCGACAGCACUACUCUUUGCUGAAGAAGGAGCUCACGUUGUGAUAGUAGACUUUAGUGAAGAAAGAGCCAAGAAAACUGCAGAAGAAUGUAAGAAACAUGGAAACAAAGUCUUUGUCAUCAUUGCUGAUGUCUCCAAAAAAGAAGAUGAUGAGAGAAUUAUUAAUGACACUAUUGAUGAAUUUGGAAGAAUUGAUGUUUUAGUAAACAACGCUGGGACUGGUAAAGUAGGACGAAUCUUGGAUGGGACCAUCAUAGAUACAUUCGAUGAAGUUGUGAAUACCAAUCUGAGAGCUGUGGUGGUGUUAACAAGCUUAGCUGCUCCUCAUUUGGCCAAAACAAAAGGCUGUGUGGUAAACACAUCAAGUAUAUUCAGCACUGCGUUAAGACAUGGAACUAUUUUCCCAUCAUACUGUGCUUCUAAAGCAGGGAUUGAUACUUUUACUCGUGUGGCUGCCUUGGAACUUGCUUCAUCAGGAAUAAGAGUCAAUGCUGUUAAUCCUGGACCAGUCUACACAAACCUUCUCAUUCAUAAUGGGCUUCCUGGCACUUGGGAAGAAUAUGCGCAGUUUACUGCUUUAAAGAAAGGUUCGGAUCCUAAGGAGGUUGGCAAUCUGAUUUUGUAUUUGGCCAGUGAUAAGGCUAAGAGUAUUACCGGUGUUUGCUAUGAAAUUGAUAAUGGAAUGAACCUUGUGUAGGUCGUUUAAGGUUAUUUAUUGUUUGUUCAUGUUUUAUUGUAUUGUAAUAUUUUAACUAUGUUUGUUAUGAUAACAUUUAUUAUGAUGUGCAAUAUUUUUUCGUUUAUGGUAAAGGCUAGAUUUGUUACUUGUUAGUUU